Messenger RNA from Effrenium voratum, 627 nucleotides. NCBI's taxonomy places the organism in Eukaryota, Dinophyceae, Suessiales, Symbiodiniaceae. The record is from the annotation of a GenBank genome assembly.
AUGCAUGUGCCAAUGCAUCCCGGUGCCAGAUGGAAAAAUUGGAAGACAGAGAUGGGUCGAUUCAACACCUGCAUGCAGCUUGUGGUUGCGGCGGCAAGCACGCAGAGUGAGCAAUGCUUGGCAUGCGGCGUUCGUUAUCUGAAGGACGUGAAGAUCAGGGAUUUGACAUCUACGGCUGCGCAGAAAAUAUUUCAGGACAAGCUGGCUGCACCUUUGAUUGAAGCCAUUGGCCAGUACUUCGAGCUGCCCAAGGAGAAUGUGACCGUAGAUGAUGCCUUCAUUGUGCGAUACGCGACGGAUUCACAAAGAGGUUUGGCUUUCCAUCGCGACGGGUCGAUCGUGAGUUCAAUCGUCACCCUUUCAAAUGAGUCUGACUAUGUGGGAGGUGGCACUGAGUUUAUGGACGGCAGCGUCUACCGUCCAUCCCAAGGUGGUGGGAUUCUCUUUGGGGGACAGCGCCUGCACGGUGGGGUGGAAAUUGUACGCGGAGCACGCUACAUUUGCACGAUUUUCUUCAAGUGUGGUGGGCUCAGCUGCCGCGAUUUGGCGGUGAAAAAGGACAAGGAGGAGGAGGGAGAUCCCGGCAUUUGGGGCGCCAUUGCGAAUAUCAUGGGCGUCGGCCAAUGA